AUCCUCGUUCUGCUGGUUUGCUGGUUUUUUGCCUCUUUGCUCCCUGGUCCACCAGCGCCAAUAAUUGGGUUUCUUGCCAUUUUCUGCCUGUCUACUGACCCUCCAUGCCGUGACCUACAGGAUCACCCGAGCACGGACACAGUUGUCUUUCGGUGCUCUGUCUCGACCUGGCCUCUUUGCUUGACUACUUUGUUCUUCUUUUCCUCGAGUCGCAGAUUUCCGAUCUGCAUGCUCUACGUUCAGCGCCACCACCGUCCUCGCAUUUGGCCAUUGCGAAGCAAGUCAUCCAUUUUUUAUUGUGUAAAUUGCUCCAAUAAACCUCGGCUUCACUACGACAAUCACGACAAUCGAAGACGACCCGUGUCCGCCCGGACCAUCAUAGUCCUUGACUUUGGGCCUUUCCAGAGCCAGCCGGCGCUUUUGGGCGGUCGCGUGAGAACCUGACAAACCGAACGCCUUGUCGCGAAUAAAUCCGGGGAAACCGGCACUCUUACACAAUCUGCCUGAGUGCUGCCAGGCCCAUCCUCGGAUACCUCCGCCGCACCAUCUUCAGCCCGCCCUCCACGCUCACAUUCAACCUCAAUUCAGUCCACAAGGUAUACAACCUGUUGACUUGUUCCACCGUUGCCGCCAGCCAAAAAUCUCUGGAUUUGUGUAGUGAGGGGCUCUCUCUCUCCAGAUCUGACAACGCAGCUUUUGUUGGUCCGAGUUCUUCAUUGGUUGCCUGGGCGCGCCCUGGCCAAUCCUUCAUUCAACCUCCCACGCAUCGCUCAUCAGUCUGGCCGGAGGUCAGUAUUUCUUUCAAAUCAUUCAUCAGAAGCCAUCAUCAUAUCGAUUCCACUCCAGUAUUUGUCUCGGAGACUCUAGAAUUGAAGAGGCGUGGACGCGCCCUUCACGACGUGGCCCACUGCUAGCUAUGUUGCAACAGCUUGCUAGACUCUUCAUGUCAAGACUGUGAUACUACGGCAAGUGAUAAUUCUCCAUUCCACUCCUGCAUUGGGUCUCUAGCUUUUCACUGUCGACCACGAUGUCGAUGUCGUUGGUUAUGACUAGCACACCUUGUGGUACAGAAUUUGGCAUCCAAUCUACGCAUUUGUCGUACUCUCUGCCUCUACAUCAAUCGUCCAUCAACCUCUUAAGACUCCCCUUUAUUGGUUUUGUCUCUAUGAUCCUGUGAGACCUGCGCUGACUCUCUUUUGCCGCAGCGUCGAUCACAUCUUUCACAUCGAGGUCGACUCAAAUCCAUCAUCAUGAGUAAUACACCCAUCAAGCCGGGUCUGUCAGCGAGGGGCCCCAUGCCAGCGUUUGGUACCUUUAAUCCUCAUCAAGCAUCUGCAUCUAUUCUCCUCGAAAAGUCAAAUCCUGGUCUGCGAAGAUCAACACCAGAUUCAGAGGCUCUAGCUUCGUCCGACGACGAGGUCGACCACGCAAAGGCCUCCGCAGCGGGCAAUAUGAAAGGGAAUCGAAACGGACGACGAACCUCCUGGCUCAACGACGUGACCGUCUCAAACACUAAUAGGAAACCUUCCAUGACUGCUCUUUACAGUCCCUCGACGUCACACCCUGGUACACCAGGUUCUGAACAAUCCCCCUGGUCAAAUUCGAAUAUGAAUCCCCCUGCUACUGCGUGGCACAACCCAGGCACUAAUCCAUAUGGGUGGAAUAUUUGGGGUCAAGAUGCUCGCAAAGAUCCACCUGCCAGACUUCAGGAAGUCAUUCCCACUGCGAACGGCGACGGCAUUCCUUUCUCGAUCCCGCUCCAACCCACUCCCAAGACUUAUCGCUCACAGUCAUAUUCUGUCGGCCAGCUAGACACCACUUCCACAGCAUCGAACACAGCGCCUGUCUCGACCUCUGUCGAAGCCACCCGCAACAGGCUGGGAAACAACUACCCGCCUCUCCAAAGACGGACUUCCAGGACAAGCGGACUUGUUGGACAUGACUCUGGUGGCCUCGGUCGUCUGCGAGAGGUUGACGACGAUGAAGAGGAAGAUCCUAAUGAUAACGUGACGGAUAUCAUCGCCACUGAGCAGGCGCGGGUCAUUGAGAGACUCGAAAAAGAGAACGCCAAACUGCGACAGGCGGCUCAGACUCGAGACAGAACCUUUUCUGCAGCAUCUUCCGCGACACAGCCCCCUCCUGGAUUCAGGAACACGCGCCUGAGAGGCGCGGUGCCUGAAGAGGAAGAAAAUGCCAUUGACGAUCGAGAAGAGCUCACAUACUUGGGCCGCCAAAAUGCUGCUCGUCGCAUGAGCGAGCAGGCCAUCGGGUACUCAGAUCGACAAGUCGCGUCUCCCACCGAGAAUCGCAAUAUAGAUGGUUUGAAGAAAGCUCAUUGGCAGACCUCACUGGGAUUUGGGUCCAUCCCUGAAGCACCCCAGAGCCGUCGACAUUCAUUUGCUGAUGUGCCAACCCGGCAUGGCUCAUUCAGCUCGAGUGAACGCGGUAACGAACUGAAUGCGUUCGAGUCUGGAACACAGACUUUGUCUCAAGGAGAAGAUCCUGCCUAUUUCAAUACCGACGAAGCGACCCGCCGCGCCGCCGAUGCCCGAGUCCUCCAAUCCCAUCAGAACUACGUUCAACACCUUAGCAUGGGACAGUAUCUCGAACCCGCUAUGCAACCUCUUUAUAUCGUCAACUUCAAAUGUUGUCGCUCAGAUGUCUUCUACAUACAAGAAGGGACAGGUCUGCAUGUCAAUGUCGGCGACCUGGUCAUCGUCGAGGCCGACCGCGGCACUGAUCUAGGCACUGUACAGCACACCAAAGUCUCGUGGGAAGAUGCACGCCGUUACAAGGAAUACUAUGCUGAAGAACACUACAAGUGGUUGAUGAUGUUCUCUUUGCAAAGUCGGAAUGGAGGUCCCAAUGUCGUCAAUCCCAAUGGCAUUGCAGGCCGCCCAGGAAGCGCAGUUGGUGGAAUGGGGCCUCAGGGUCAUCACGGCCAUGAUGGUUCGCACCAAGAACUCAAGCCCAAAUUGAUCAGGCGCCUGGCUCAAAACCACGAAAUCCAGGCCUUGAAAGAUAAGGAGGGUAACGAAGCUAAAGCGAAACGUGUCUGUCAACAGAAGGUCAUCGAGCAUAGGUUGAAUAUGGAGAUCUUGGACGCUGAAUUCCAAAUGGAUAGCAAGAAGCUCACCUUCUACUACUUUGCCGACAGCUACAUCAACUUCAACAACCUUGUCACGGACCUCUUCAAGGUUUAUAAAACCAGAAUUUGGAUGUCUGCCAUCAACCCUGCCUCGUUCCAGACACCAACUGCUUCCCUCGGUCUCACGCCUGCUUAUAAUGCUGCACCCGGUGAUGAGCGCCACCGUAGGCGACAGCAACCGCCGCCAACGCAUGAUCUUGGUCCUCAACCGGUAACGACCCCAUUUGGAGACACCUUUGACGCCGACCGCAAUUUCAACAACCAAAAUCAAGGAAUGCGCAAUGCCUAUUUUGCCGGAUUUCAAGAUGUUGGGGCCGGUCCUCAACAAAUGCCACCUGCAGUGGGAUCUUAUCCACCAAACAUAGGCGGUCAGAUGGAUCCUUUCUUGUCUUUCUACGGUCCAGCUUAUCCUGGUCUCAAUCCAAAUGCAGCUAGUUUCGCCAGCGGUCGAAACGAUUUCAGAGCCAGAGGGCCGGGCCAUCCAGACUGGACAGGAAGGUUCCAAGGCCUGUCACUUGGCUCUUAGAGAGGCCCAAGAGCGAAACAUUCACAAAAAAGUACGAUCGACCACACUGGAAAGACUCCUUUAGUUCAACAAAUGGUGCAUAUUGGCGGGCGGGCUAACACAUGUAGAAUUCUGAUCAUGAAGACAUUGACAUGAUGAUGUGGAAUAGACUCGUGCAUUUGGUGAGGGAAGACGACAAGAUUUACAUUCGAAGCAGACUUGGCCAACGAUGGAUUGAUUUACUUGCCGGAGUACAUUUUCGCGCUGGGAUGAUCUAAGAAGUCUUGAAGCUGCAGGUGUUAAGGAGCCUUGGAAAGAAAAGUCCAUCACACCGUCUCCAGGAUGGUUAUGCUGGUGAAAUUCAAAGAGUGCUAAUGAAACGAAGAAUGGCUGUUCGUGACACAUGACUGAAAAGCUCUGAUGCGAGACAAAAGGACAUCAAGAGGGAGAGAGAUCGGGACUCCGAAUGAUCAGAUUCUCGUCUGUAAUGUAAUGGCACGGAGGCGUUUACUAGUACAGAGGUACCUACCUAGGUAGGCAUGCAGUUUAUCAUACGAUUUCAUCAAAAGAA
Molecule: messenger RNA, 4224 nt
Organism: Exophiala xenobiotica
Lineage: Eukaryota; Fungi; Ascomycota; Eurotiomycetes; Chaetothyriales; Herpotrichiellaceae
Exons: 4
Coding region: 1251-3674 (807 amino acids)
Cellular component (GO): cytoplasm
Source: RefSeq, a predicted model, not a curated record